AAAAAAUUGAAACAUUGUCAGGCCUCAAGGUUGGGGUCAUCUGACCGUAAUACUAAGAUCCGGGGCAAACAAUUGACCUGGUGGCGUUGCGGCUGCAUGAGGUGAUGGGCUUUGGAUCGAUCAUCAAGUACUCAUCGAGUCGGUAGAAACAAUGGAAGCAUCGGGUGACAAAUUACAUCGCGCAACUACUGGAAUGAGGCUCUUGCUGUGCAUCGAUGAGGGGAUUUGCAGUUCAUUUGGGUGCAUAUGGAUCGAAGUGAUGAGCGCAAAAAUAAUAAGAAAGAAUCCCAAUGCCAAGGUAUCAUCAGUCUCCUAAAAUCGAACAAGAAGACUAGACUCCGAAAUGACUCAGACCAGCCCAGUGACUGGAAAAAGAGUAAGAGGCCUCGAGGGCGUCGAGAACGAUCGGAUUCAACACCAAGACAACUACACAAAACGACCACUCCUCUCCACAACGAGGAAAAACAAACUCCACAAAUGACAGGCCUUUUCUCCAGAAUCAACAAGAUCGAAAAUAAGAAUUGCAACACCAAAUAUGCAAUGGCUCGGUGCUGUGGAAAGCACGGAGCAUGGCGAAUGGGAUGAGUCUGGGUUGUGGAAAUGCCAGAUUACUCAAGAGGUCAAAACAAAUCAAAUAUGCUUCGGAAUAGCCAAAAGAAAGAUUCAAGAGACGGAAAUCCCCCGGCGCUGGUACAACAAAUGAUGGAUAUCCGAAGUCGUUAAG
This is a messenger RNA of Penicillium brasilianum, 724 nucleotides long. Lineage: Eukaryota; Fungi; Ascomycota; Eurotiomycetes; Eurotiales; Aspergillaceae. The record is from the annotation of a GenBank genome assembly.